CUCGUCGGCCCAAAGCGGACUAGAUGCUUGGCAUGGUGCACGCGAAGAUGCAUGCAGAAGAUUCGUGUAGAGUGAGCACAAACACCACCUUGCCGCAUUGCGAGUCGUCGUUAUCUCUCCGGGCCUAAUGCAACUCUCGCGCACCCGGCUCAUAUGUCGCGCCCAUAACCGCUUCAAUCCGUCAAUUGCGCUAUGGCAGCACUUUGUCCAACCUGGCUCGCCAGGACCCCGCGACCGGCGCCAACUUUCUACUGCGACAGAAGCUGCACAAGAUCGCGCGAACUCAAGUAGCAAGGGCGAUAGUUCUCGGGCGCGCGAUCCCCAAGAUACCGAAAUAGUCACGGAAAAUGCGGCAGAAACGUCGAAUGCAAAGUCAGGGCAAUUGCCCGUGAGGAAAAUGACCACGGUCAAAGGGCGCUGGCUGUCCAGCAAGGCCGAGGUUUCGAUCGCUAAGAAUAAGCACCUGAAGCGGACAAAUCCAGAUACCUCGAAUGUCGAAUCCCAGGACCAGCUAGCAAUUGCAAGAGACGCGUUCGCAAAGUCACAAGAUUACCAGGGCGUAGUUGUGCGGCCCAUCGUAGGCGGGAAGCCCAUCAGAGAAAGUGCGCUCCCAUGGUGUGUGAACAUGGAGGGAGAACCAACAAUGACAGGCAUGGAUCGUCUGCAUUCCGAAAUCGUGAGAUUCUACAAAUACACAAAACCCGAUCGAUACGAAACGGCCGCCCGGAAGCACAUCAUCGAACAGGUGCAAAGACAAGUCAAACAAUGCCUUCCAAAAUACAACAUCGAAUUAUUCGGCUCCGAGCGGACUGGUAUCGCUAUGCCCUUGUCAGACUUGGACUUCAGGCUCGUAUUGAAGUCGCAACCGUCAAACCCUGCGCAGGCAAAACUCCCGCCAGAUGCGAAAGAGCGGAAAAAGGGCACAAAUAUUUUGAGGCAUUUGUAUUGGAAAACAUUUAAUAAGAACGGAGCGUACAUACUGGCCGCGAUUCGUCACGCGCGCUAUCCUCUCAUCGCUGCACAGGACCGCAAAUCGGGCUUGGAUGUCCAGGUUGUGCUCGCGAACGAUACAUCCAUAUCGAGGGUCACCAUGCAGGAGUAUAUGGAAAAGAUAUCCUAUCUACAGGAGCUGUACUGGGUGAUCAAGACCAUGUUCGAUAUACGAGGUCUGUCGGACGUGUUCCGGGGCGGUUUUGGCUCCUACUCGCUCUUCAUGAUGGUAGUCGCCAGCAUAAAGCAUUCACCAAAGCCACCAAAAGACUCUGCGCGUGCCCUUCUCCACUUCCUCGACUUCUGGGGCAACUUCGACACGACCAAGCACGGUGUGUCUAUCGAACCAGCUUACCUCUUUGACAAAGCCAAACAUCCUGUCCUCACCGAUACGCAGAGAGCCAAGUUAAAGAGCGGAGAAACCCAGCCUCUCCCCUCGUACAUGCUCUCCCUCCGCGACCCCGCCGACGAAACCAACGACCUCGGCCGCAAAGGCAUAGCCAUCAAGCACGUCCAAGCUACCCUCCGCGAUCUCCACCACCACCUCCUCCUCGACAUGAAAUUCAACAAGCGAGCAUCCAUACUCUGCCCUCUCGUAGGCACGUCGUACAUGCUGCAACUCGAACGUCGCAGGAAACUACAAAACUAUGGUCGCGAGUGGGUGGAAAGGGAACAAAGGGACCUUGCGAAACUGGCAAAGGAGGUCAGAGAGGGUGGAUGGCAAUUGGCGAAAGAGAGUGGGGGAGACGCUGUAGACGAAGAGGCGCCGAAGGAGUUUAUGGAAGAGGAUGUGGACGAGGAAACACUGGAAAAGAUGAAAGAAGAAGAGACUAGGCUACUAUUGGCCAAAGAAGAGCGGGAUAGGGAAUGGAAGAAGCUCGCCGAGGAGAAGACUCAGCGGUUGAAGGAAGAAGCGCAGAACACGUCGAUAUUAGACUAUGGUGAUACCAUGUCUUCUAUCCUGGGUAUGCCGGUAGUGGAGGAUCCGCAGACAAGUAAAGAUAGUGUGGACGGACAAGGCGAGGCGAAGAAGGCCUAGUCGCUUACCAAUGUUGUAAAAAUAUCAUCACAUGCAGCAAUCUUCUCACACGCGUGUCUGCAGUGGUUAGAGCAAUACGCCUCAACCCCGUCACAAAACAAGCACGCGACUCAGAAAGAACGUCAGAGAAGAAAUCGAGCCUG
Alternaria rosae is the source of this 2172-nucleotide messenger RNA. RefSeq lists its product as uncharacterized. Gene Ontology annotation, cellular component: nucleolus; TRAMP complex. The record is from RefSeq and is a predicted model, not a curated record. Bases 128 to 2029 code for a protein of 633 amino acids. The transcript is spliced from 3 exons. Gene Ontology annotation, biological process: RNA 3'-end processing. Lineage: Eukaryota; Fungi; Ascomycota; Dothideomycetes; Pleosporales; Pleosporaceae. Gene Ontology annotation, molecular function: mRNA binding; poly(A) RNA polymerase activity.